AGGUUAUCCUUUCAAACAAAUGUCAUUAUUAGGGGCAAUGAACGAUCAAAUUAUUUAUUAAAAAACCUAAAAAGCAAAAUUUUAUUGUGAUAAUCGUAUAGUAUAGUUAUGUAACUUGUUAUUAACAUUGACGUGAGUUAACGCCAUAAACCAAGGCACUUCCACCCAUGUCAUCUUCGCUCACUGUAAUCAGUCGGUAACCUACAUGGUAUUUGAAGAAAGUAGCUAAUGGAGGUCAAUGGUGAACCGGUAACGUGGGUGCUGACGUAGAUACCAGACGAGUUUCCGCGAAGUCAGUGGCGGGGGCAUCAGUUCGUGCCGGUAACCGCUCCGUCAACACGCCGUUCCAUUUAACUGCGGCAUUUAAAAAGUUACUUAUUCGUCUUGAUCGUGAAAGUUAAAUCGUCCCAUAAUGAGUGGUCGAGCCGAGAAUGUCGGCAUAUUGGCCAUGGAAUUUUAUUUCCCGUCGCAAUAUGUCGACCAAACGGAAUUGGAGAAAUUCGACGGAGUAUCUGCAGGCAAAUAUACCGUUGGUCUUGGGCAGAACAAGAUGGGCUUCUGUUCGGACAGGGAGGACAUAAACUCGUUAUGUCUGACGGCGCUGCAUAGGCUUAUAGAGAAGAACAAUAUUUCCCUUCAUGACAUUGGUCGUUUGGAGGUUGGUACAGAGACUAUUAUAGACAAAAGUAAAAGUGUUAAGACAUUCCUGAUGACCCUGUUUGCCAAAGAAGGUGCCACAGAUAUUGAAGGUAUUGACACAACUAAUGCAUGCUACGGGGGCACCGCUGCUCUGUUUAAUGCUAUCAAUUGGGUGGAGUCUUCAUCGUGGGAUGGCAGGAAAGCAAUAGUGAUUGCUGGUGAUAUAGCAGUUUAUGGCAAAGGACCAGCACGGCCUACGGGAGGUGCAGGGGCUGUGGCCAUGCUUGUCGGACCGGAUGCUCCCUUGGUGUUUGAUUGUGGUGUCCGAGCUUCAUACAUGACUCAUGCCUAUGAUUUCUACAAAGCGGAUCUGGCAUCAGAAUUUCCUUAUGUAGAUGGAAAAUUGUCUAUAAAAUGCUACCUCAAUGCUCUAGAUAAUUGUUAUAAUUUAUUCUGUAAGAAAAUGAGAAAAGUUGAUCCUAGUUUCAAAGGACUCCUGAGUUUAGAUGGUAUGUUGUUUCACUCACCAUAUUGUAGGCUGGUACAAAAGUCUCUAGCUAGAAUUUGUUUCAAUGAUUUUUUGAAUGCAUCACCAGAUGUACGUGAAAGUCAAUUUCCAGGUUUAUCACAAUUUAAAGAUUAUAAAUUGGAAGAUACAUAUUUUGAUAAAGAUGUUGAAAAAGCCUUCAUGACUUACAGUGACAAGUUGUUCAAUGAAAAAACAUUACCCUCACUUCAUAUAGCCUCUAAUGUGGGGAAUAUGUAUACUGCAUCAUUAUAUGGUGGGCUAGUAUCCUACCUUGUAAGUAAAUCUCCUGAUCAAUUGAUUGGAAAGAAGUUUGCAUUGUUUUCUUAUGGAUCUGGAUUAGCGUCAACCAUGUACUCUAUAAAUAUCUGCAAUGACAUGAGUGCUGGUUCAAAAUUAUCUAAAUUGAUAAACUCAUUGAAUGAUACUAUUCAUUUAUUAGAUAAGAGACAAAGUGUGGAACCUAUAAAAUUUUCAGAGAUCAUGGAAUUGAGAACUGCUAAUUACCAUACAGCUCCAUAUGACCCUUCAGGCUCUAUAGAUGUAUUAUUCCCUGGUACAUACUACCUCAUCCAUAUUGACGACCAAAGAAGACGUACAUAUGAUAGAAGAGUUUGAAAUAUUUAUAUUAUUUAGUAUAAUUUUAUGUGAAUUAUCAGAGGUUGACUGAUAUGGGAUUAUAUAAAAUGAAUAUAAAGCCGAUACUAUAAGUAGAAUCUGUUUGAUAAAGGUUUUUUUUUUAAUUAAUUAUACAGUAUUCUAAUGUUGCUUGUUAUAUAUUAUUUAUGUAACUUAUUUAUCUUGGUUAGGUGUAAAACACGGCAUUUUAUUGUUUCAUUUAGGCAAAGUCAAGUUAUAGGGAGUGGCAAUGAAACAAACUAAUGAUGCACAUAUAAACCUAAAUGUUACUGGUUAAGGUGUCUUUAAAUAAAAAUAAUUUAUUAUUUGAGCAAAAGUAAUGGGACAUUUUAUAUGCAUUUAAUAUAAAUACAGUAAAUAAAGAAAAUAGAUCAGCAGCUAGACAAAUUUAUACCAAUAGUAUUAUACUAAGUAUAUUUUUUAAACAAGUAUAUAAAAUUAUAUUUAUUGUUUAUUGAUAUUCCUCUGUUCAUUGUGUUAGAUUAAUUAUUUGAGAAAAUUGCAGUCAGCUACAAAAUAUUAUUUUUUAAGAAAUUUUUCAUUAAAUUGUUAAUUAAACUAAACUACAUUUGAUAACAUAUUAAUUUAUAUAUGUAUGUAUAAUGAAAUAUUAGCUAAAUUGCUAACAGCUUUGGCGCCCUCAUGGCGUAGAAAAUGAGGAUUCAAACCACAACCAUUUCGUGUUUUUACAAUUUAUUAACCUAAAAAUAUGAUUGUCAUAUUUUAAUACGAUUACAUAGUUAUAUCCAUUAUAAACUGUCACAUUGUACCUUACAUAUGUUAAUAUUUGUUAUGUAAUCUCUGACUGAAGUUUAUUUUAUGUGUGUAAUGAUAUAAAACCAGUGUGUCCAUAAAAUGGAUUCAUUGCAGUUUGUCAAAAAAUGAAUUUAAUAAAUUGUAUAAUUGGUGCUCAAA
Molecule: messenger RNA, 2719 nt
Organism: Galleria mellonella (greater wax moth)
Lineage: Eukaryota; Metazoa; Arthropoda; Insecta; Lepidoptera; Pyralidae
Gene: Hmg-s
Product: hydroxymethylglutaryl-CoA synthase 1
Exons: 1
Coding region: 413-1783 (456 amino acids)
Biological process (GO): acetyl-CoA metabolic process
Molecular function (GO): hydroxymethylglutaryl-CoA synthase activity
Source: RefSeq, a predicted model, not a curated record